Molecule: messenger RNA, 740 nt
Organism: Suillus clintonianus
Lineage: Eukaryota; Fungi; Basidiomycota; Agaricomycetes; Boletales; Suillaceae
Exons: 3
Coding region: 150-680 (176 amino acids)
Source: RefSeq, a predicted model, not a curated record
GCGUACUCUACAUCCUCGUAUUUCACAAACUGCAGCCCAUCACAGAGCUCGAUGGCAAAGACCUUUUCAACGUGUGGCAUCAAUGCAUCAUGUGUCACCUUGAUCUAUGAAAGGGAGGGGUCCAUCACCGAGAUGCCAGCCCUAGCAAUAUGACGUAUUACAAGUCUGAAGGCGCCCUGAUGGGUAUCUUCUACAACUAUGAUUUUUCAUCAUCACUGUCGACUCCGGCGGGCUCUCGAGGCAACGAACGCAUGGGCACAAUACCGUUCAUGGCGCUCGACCUCCUAUCUACCGCGUGGGGUCAACGAGGCGAAGUCAAACAUUUGUAUCGCCAUGAUCCGAAGUCGUUUAUGUGGGUUUUCAUCUGGAUUUGCUUUCGUUACAGGGAGGGAGUCCUCUUACCACCGGCAUCGCGCCCCUUCGAUGUAUGGGCGGCUUCAGGCGCCAUCACCUGUCGCAGAGCCAAGCUAGAUGUGUGGCAAUUCCUUGUGGGUUGUAUCGUGGAGUUUAAAAGUGAUUUCGAUCGUCGAGCCAUGCUCGGCCUCCGUGCACUCAAGAACCCAGGAGUAGUCCAGCAGUCUAUCGAUGAGGAAUCCGAAUCAGCUAUUGAUAAUUACUUACACAUGUUUACCAGGACUGAUGGCUGGGUUAAGCUCAAGCACCGCAUCCUUUCACAAUGAUUUCCCUACAUACGGGUUUCUACACCUCAGGUAGUACUUCUCGGUGGCGAUACAACUCUG